Messenger RNA from Botrytis porri, 570 nucleotides. RefSeq lists its product as uncharacterized. Bases 1 to 570 code for a protein of 189 amino acids. Gene Ontology annotation, biological process: carbohydrate metabolic process. Gene Ontology annotation, molecular function: hydrolase activity, hydrolyzing O-glycosyl compounds. NCBI's taxonomy places the organism in Eukaryota, Fungi, Ascomycota, Leotiomycetes, Helotiales, Sclerotiniaceae. The transcript is spliced from 4 exons. The record is from RefSeq and is a predicted model, not a curated record.
AUGACAUCGUCAAUAAAUCUACCUACAUCUGAUAUAGUGAGAUCUUCACCUUCACAUUCGCCUUUCGAAAAUAAUGCCCCAUUUAUUCACUGGAGAGAGAAAUUUUACUUGAAAAUUGAAUUGAUGCAUUGGAAGAGGGAAAACAAAACCUGGAACUUCAUAAUAGAUGAAUUUGCCAAGAAAGGUAUUAGGAAGAGUAACAUCUCAUGUUGGUACUCAUACUACAGUAGAGCCCUAAAGGAGAUGAGUCAUCUUAAAGAUGCGGGUUCAAGCAGAUAUUCAUUAAACGCUGGUGAGUUUAGCGCACUUGGUAUCAACGUUGUACUCGGUCCAGUCGUCGGGCCACUUGGACGCGUGGCUCAGGGAGGCAGAAAUUGGGAAGGCAAACUCAGUAUUUCAGUCAUCUCAUCACUUAAAAAGCUAGUUUUUCCCCGAGGGUUCUCAAAUGAUCCAUAUCUUUGUGGUUCAUUGGCUUCCGAGAUAGUUUAUGUAAUACAAGCGCAAGGGGUUAUAGCUAGUACCAAGGUAGGCUUUUACAUCAUGCGUCUUUCUAAUACACGACAAAUCUGA